GGGCCCCCGGAGCCUUGGAGGAGACGCUGCUGUGAAAGCAUCGUCCCAAAGGAGAGCUGGGAGCUCCAGGAGCUACUGCUGCUGCUACUGCAGGGCAUACACAAGGGCAGCCACAUCCCCCAGGACUCUGCUCAGGCUGGAGCUGUGGGCUCUGCUGGAGCGGGGAGCUUCACCUGCACAGAGGUGUGUUUUCCUUUGCUUGGCCCCUGGGGCAGGAGCCAGCCCUGGGAUGCAACCUGUGGCCCUGCAGAACCUGUCCGAGUUGGAGAGGGCCAGGCUGCAGGAGCUGGCGCUGUUCCGGCUGCAGGAGAGGCUGCCCGGGGGACACCUGAGCCUGGACAGAGAUGGCUCCAAAGGCAUCAAAUCCAUCCUGCAGAAGCUGGAGAACUUCUCCAAGGACAGGAAAGAGUGCUCCCCCCACACCUUUGGGGUGCCGCUCCCCCAGGUCAUCGCCAACGACCGUGCCUGCCGGCGGCUGCAGGAGGCCGUGGGCAGGAGCCGCCGGCUCUGCCUGGAGGUGGAGGCCACUGUCACCAGGUUUCGGGCUCAGAGGCACAGGAGGCUGGCAGUGGGUACCAGCUGUAUCCGGGCACCCGACGGGGGCUGCCCCGAGGAGCCGCCUUCCCCUACCCUGCUGGACAGGAGCUACUGGAGCCAGCGCAGGGGGGCCAUGUCCGUGGAUUCCAUCACAGACCUGGGUGACAACACGUCCAAGCUGCUGGAGGCCCUGCAGCUCUGCCACCCCCACGAGCUUCAGCCUCGCAGGAGCCGGGGCAAGAAGAGACCCCUGAGCCUGAACCCCAUCAGCUGGCAGGUGCCACGGGUGGUGGACAGGUGCUGCACACACCUUGAGACGCACGGGCUCCACACUGUCGGCAUCUUCCGUGUUGGGAGCUCCAAGAAAAGAGUCCAGCAGCUGAGGGAAGAGUUUGAUCGAGGGCUGGAUGUUUUCUUGGAUGAGCAUCAAAGUGUCCAUGAUGUGGCUGCCCUGCUCAAGGAGUUUCUGCGGGAUAUGCCUGAUUCCCUGAUUCCCAGAGAGCUCUAUGGGGCCUUCCUCAGCACAGCCAGCAUGGAGGGACCAGCACAGCUGGAGACCCUGCAGCUGCUGCUGUUCCUGCUGCCCCCCUGCCACAGUGACACCCUGCUGCGCCUCCUGCGCUUCCUGGCUGAGGUGGCCCGGCACGCUGAGAGCUCCUGGGACCCCCAGGGCCGCCAGAUCCCUGGCAAUAAAAUGACAGUGUCAAACCUGGCUACAGUCUUUGGCCCCAACAUCUUGCAGAAGGAGAAGCCUGGAGAGAAAGAUGCUGGUGCCCUGAACUUUGAGGACAGUGCUGCCAUAAUCCUGGUGCUGCAGAGGCUGAUCGAGCACCACCACUCCCUGUUCAUGGUGUCCCCAGAAAUGCAGUGUGACGUGCUGAGGAGGCUGUUCCAGACAGACCCCGAUGUCAUCGAGUACCUGCUGCGCAGGAAGUUCCCUGACGUGCUGAGCCCAGAGCGUGAGGAUCCUGGGGAGGAGCAGGCUCCAUCUGCCCUGCCUGGCUGGGCACACAGCCUGGAGCGAGGAUCGGUCUCCUCGGAGCUGUUCAGCAACAUCUCCUUCCUAAACCUGGACGUCGGCAUCUAGAGAGCCCUGGCCAGCCCUCUGCACAAAACCAGGCGGCUUUUCCCAGCAAAACCCAGCCCCUGGCUCACUUUGGGGGUCACCUGCCAGACUGGCACCUCCCUGCAGGUCUCAGCCCUGCCCUGCCCUGCCACUUCCUUCUCCCAGCACCUCAGGGAUGGAUUUCCAUCCCUGGAGCAUCCCUCCUGGGAGGACAGGCUGAGGGAGCUGGGGCUGCUCGGCCUGGAGCAGAGAUGGCUCAGAGGGACAUUAUCCAUGUACCCCAAUGUUUUUGUACGGGCCUGGAGGGACAGGACAAGGGCAAUGGCUUCCCACUGCCAGAGGGCAUGGCCAGACAGAGAAAUUCAGAGAAAUUCUCCCCCCUGAGGGCAGUGAGGCCCUGGUACAGGCAGGGACACCUUCCACAGCACCAGGCUGCUCCAUCCAGGCUGACCUUCUGGGCCUGAACCUUUCCAGGGAUGGGGCAGCCCCAGCAGGGCACUUCUGGGGAUAAACCAGUACUUCUACCAACAAUAUUCCACAUUCCACCAGAGCCUGCUCCCAGCCCUGGUCUGAAGGCACCCAGGCCCUCUCAGGUGCCCUGCCCAGGGCUGGACUCUCAUUUUGCUGAGUUCCUUCCCUGUGGAUCAGUGCAGUGGGGAUGGGUGGGGAACACUUCCCGGAGGAGCCUGUGCUGUGAGAUAGCUUCUGAGACCCUCUGGGAGCUGAUAAGCUCCAGAGGGCAGCAAAGCUGUUGAGUCUGGAGGAACAGAUAAAUUUGGGACACCAUGAGGCUGUGGAAGGUUCCGGAGGCCACCGGAACCCUCGAGUGACAGCUGUGAAACCAGCACUGUGUCCAGCCGUGGCUCGGGGUGGGAUUGUACCUGCUGCAAGAGCAGCCUUUCAGAUUCCUUCAGGGGUGGUGGAACAGUGCACAGGGUGCCCAGGGCAACUGUGGAUCCCCUGGAUCCCUGGCAGUGUCCAAGGCCAGGCUGGAUGGAACAGCCUGGGACAGUGGAAGGUGUCCAUGGCAGGGGUGGCACUAGAUGGGCUUUGGGGUCCCUUCUCACCCAAAUGUUCUGUGAUUCCAUGACUCCAGGAUGUGACAGGGAUGCUGACACAGGAGGCAGCUCUUUGCAGGAAAUUUCUGCUGGAUUUCACUUUCCCAGCACCGUAAAGGGGGCAAGGGGGCACGGGGAGCUCCCUGGGAAGCUCCAGCUUUCUCUGGCUACUGCAGAACCAUAAAGGGUGUUUGCCCCUGGCAGUGUAGAUGGGACAUUGCUGGAAACUCCACUUGAGGGCAGCCCAGGCUGCUUAGAUACUCUGCCUGCCACGGGAGCAGCCCUGGAGCUGCUGGAGCACUCGGGGCUGGCCUGGAGCUGUUCCAUCCCAGCAUCACGAAAUAAAAACCCUCUCCAGGGAGCUGCAAACUCACCCAUGGAGCCUUGGUAUUGCUCUGGACCCGCUCUGGGGGGGCUGCCUGGCUUUUGUCCCGCUCCAGGUUCUGUUCUUGUGGGCUUUUUGCCCCUGCAAGCCCUGGGGUCACCUCAGAAGCAAUCAGGAAGGUUCUGUCUGGAUCUUUGCUGGUCCCCAGGGCUGGCACGGGAGGGGUUGUUGCUGUUGGGGGUGUCUGCUUUGGGGG
Catharus ustulatus (Swainson's thrush) is the source of this 3242-nucleotide messenger RNA. It is a transcript of the gene ARHGAP36, whose product is annotated as Rho GTPase activating protein 36. NCBI's taxonomy places the organism in Eukaryota, Metazoa, Chordata, Aves, Passeriformes, Turdidae. Bases 230 to 1624 code for a protein of 464 amino acids. The transcript is spliced from 12 exons. Gene Ontology annotation, biological process: signal transduction. The record is from RefSeq and is a predicted model, not a curated record.